This is a messenger RNA of Podarcis muralis (Common wall lizard), 2659 nucleotides long. RefSeq names its product P2Y receptor family member 10 (gene P2RY10). The record is from RefSeq and is a predicted model, not a curated record. Gene Ontology annotation, cellular component: plasma membrane. Lineage: Eukaryota; Metazoa; Chordata; Lepidosauria; Squamata; Lacertidae. Gene Ontology annotation, molecular function: G protein-coupled receptor activity. Gene Ontology annotation, biological process: positive regulation of Rho protein signal transduction; phospholipase C-activating G protein-coupled receptor signaling pathway.
GUAGCAAGUUCUAUCUACUGUCUUCCUUUCUCCGUUUUAAUCACACAUGAAAGCAACAAGGUGCAACACUGCUGCCAGAGCGCUGAGUUUCCCAGAGGGCUUACUUUUGCUAAUACUGGGACGUUCCAAUGAGGGUAAAUAUUUCCAAAGAAGUGCCCCUUUCAUCUCACUUUGCCUCUAAUGGGAGUGCAGCUGUGCUGCUGCUGCAGAGCAUUAGUGCAACAGACAAUUGCACAGAACCCAGAAAAGAGUUCCAGCAUUCCCUUUAUGCAGCGACGUACACCAUCGUCUUCAUCCCAGGCCUCCUGACCAACAGCAUGGCCCUGUGGAUUUUAUGCCGCUUCAUCAGCAAGCAAAACAAAAACAUCAUCUUCAUGGUUAAUUUGGCCACUGCUGACCUCAUUCAAGUCCUUUCCUUGCCUCUGCGGAUAUAUUAUUACAUCAACUACAAGUGGCCAUUUGGAACCUUCCUCUGCCAGCUCUGCUUCUAUCUGAAGUAUCUUAACAUGUAUGCCAGCAUUUGCUUCCUUACGUGCAUCAGCGUUCAAAGGUACCUCUUCCUUCUCCAUCCAUUCAGGGCCAAAGGGUGGAAACGGAGGUACGACGUGGCCAUAUGUGUUGCUGUGUGGAUCUUUGUUGGAGCUGCUUGCUUGCCAUUUCCAUUGAUGAGAAGUUCAAACAGCAAUGAUACUUGCUUUACCGACCUUGGCGUCAAGAAAAUAGGCAGCCAUGUCAGCUCAGUUCUGUUGGUGCUAGUGGCUGAAAUUGUUGGGUUUUUGACCCCUCUCAUCACCAUUGUCUACUGCACUUGGAAGACAAAAGCCUCCCUCCAAGAAUGCCAUAUCCCUCUGCAAAACACUACCGAGAAGCAGAAGGCACUACGGAUGGUUGCUACGUGUGCCAUUGUCUUCUUCGUGUGUUUCACGCCAUAUCACAUUGUGUUUUUCUUCUUUAUGAUGGUGAAAGAGGACGUUAUCAGAGACUGCGGCGCACGCUGGUUUAUCCUGCACCUGCACCCUUUCUGCUUAAGCCUUGCAAGUCUUAACUGUUGCUUAGAUCCAAUCCUCUAUUUCUUCACAACAUCAGAAUUCAAGGGUCAGGUGUCAAGACACAGCAGCUUGGCCAUCAGGAGUCGUCUGAUGAGCAGAGAAAGUGCUUCUUCUGUUAAGGAAUAAAAUAAGUUGGACUUCUAAUCAUUCAAGGAGCCAUAGUCAGAAGCUGUAUACAGAGCCACAUGACUCGUCCAUCUCGCUUUGUAUCAUCUUGUGCAGUCAGGAGUCCACGCAUAGCAUGGAGAGGACCGCCCUGGGCUCAAAAUUCUUAGGAGUGCACAAUUUCAACACCCGGUGUUGCCUCAAUACAGGUGAGCGCUUCUGUCUCUGGGGUCCAUUGAAAAUGAAUUCUCCAUGUGAACCAGAAAGUGACCUCUCUAUACAACAGAAUGACUCUUCUUUUUUUAUCUCUGUGGCUGCAAUCUCCUGGGUGACACGGAUGCCCUUAUGCAGUUGAAUGUGCAUGCAUACUCCAUUCGUUUCCCUCCCCUCCCCACCCCCACCCCCUUCAUGUGGCCAUGGGAACUGGAAACUCACGCUACGCCAUUGACACCAAGGGGGAGACUGAAAGAGAAGAAGAUCCUACAAAACUUGACGACGUCAUUUCAACAGGCAUGUCCCCAGUAUGUGAAAAGUGGGGGGGGGGGCUAUGAUGAUGGGGGCACUCUGCCUCACCUAACUUAUUGUUAAUUGUAUAAGGGAAAACAGCCAAUUGGGUUUUUGUCAACCAAAGAACACAAGAACUGUCUAAAGACAGAGCUACUCACUAAAGAGUAGUGACUCAGACUGCAUGUUCAUCCAGCCCAGUGUCUCAAGCAGGAAUCUUUAUUCUAACUCAUACCUGGAGAUGCCAGUGACUGAACAUAUAUUCAGCUAUGACACUUUCCCUGAUAAAGCAAGAUAGAAAACUAGCUCAGUAUCAUCAACACUGACUGGUAGCAGCUCUCCAGGAUUACAGGCAGAGUUCUUUCUCAUUCCUACCUGGAGAGCUCAGGGAUUUAUUAUGGGGUUUUCUAUAUGCAAAGCUGAGGCUCCACCACUAGGCUGCAGCCCAUCACCUGCUAACCCCCAUACAGCAGCUUCUGCAGUUCUGUGUGGGAGACUAGCUCAGCUGAUAGAGCACGAGACUCUUAUAGUAAUUUCAGGGUUGUGGGUUCAAGCCCCACAUUGGGCAAAAUAUUCCUACAUUGCAGGGGGUUGGACUAGAUGACCCUUGUGGCCCCUUCCAACUCUACAAUUCUAUGAUCUUAUGAUACAAUGACAUUUGGAGAAUAAAUAAGGUAGUCACCUAGUUAAAAAAAAGUAUGCCGGCCAAGGAUAUGCCCCUUUCCUCAGAAGCAAAUCCUACUGAUUUCCAUUGGGAAUGUUCCCUGUGAAACAUAUGCAUUUUAUUUGUAGAUUCGUUGAUUAUAUCUGCAUAAUUGUGUACACAAACAUGUACAUACAUGAAUAAAAUAACAGUUUUAAGGAAAAAAGGCAAGAGCACUGUGUUCUCUUCACCACUGUUCAACAAAAACGUAAGCCUUAUUUUGCCAUCCUCUCAACACCCCAAAGAUUGCUAUGAUGGGGAGGAAGGACAUGGAUUGCUAGUUCUGCCUCAUUCCCUG